Molecule: messenger RNA, 2257 nt
Organism: Aedes aegypti (yellow fever mosquito)
Lineage: Eukaryota; Metazoa; Arthropoda; Insecta; Diptera; Culicidae
Exons: 7
Coding region: 269-1576 (435 amino acids)
Source: RefSeq, a predicted model, not a curated record
AAGCGCAAGCGGGAAGUCGAAGCAUAAGCUCUAGGUGCUCGAUCGCUACGAGCUGCAGUCUUGAAUCGUCGGUCGUCGGAAGCGCAACUCGGAACUUUAAGCGAUCCAGUGAUCAAAACAGUGCUCGAAGGAAAUCGAUCGAAUUUCAUCAGUGGAUAGUGUGUUUGUUUUGGAGAAACCUGUUGCACAAGAUUAGCAGAAAAAAAAACAAGUCGAACUAAGUGCAGUGUUGAAGGAAAGGUCGAAAGUUGUUUUGCAGUUUUCGGAAAUGAAGCAGUUGAUCUUGCUGCUCGUAGUGGCAGCGGCGCUGGUCGAUUACAGCCAGGCUCAGGGCAAUCGAAAGUGCGCGGCGAACGGAGAAUAUUGUUUGACCCAUUCCGAAUGCUGCUCGGGCAGCUGUUUGAGUUUUUCCUACAAAUGCGUCCCUGUGCCACCGAGUGCCAGCGUUGGAACCGUAUUCGUUCCAGCCCCCAUUGAGACAGAUAAUCGGUUCGGUGGCGGAGAGGACAGCGGAACCAGCAUCACGCAAAAAACCUGUGCCAAAAAUGGCGAAUAUUGUCUGACCCAUGCCGAGUGUUGCUCCGGAAGCUGUUUGAGCUUUUCCUACAAAUGUGUUCCGACUCAACCGGGAACGUCCAGCGUCCAGCAGCAGCCUCAGCAACCGGUGAGACCGCAAGCGUUCCCCACCACCAUUAGAACAACCACCGUAGAUCUGGGCAACCGAAUUGGCGAAGAGGGCCAAAGUUCGUCGACGACAACGGCAGCGACCACUGCCAGACCGCAGAAAUGUGCCGCCGUAGGAGAAUACUGUCUCACCUCGUCGGAAUGCUGUUCCGGAUCGUGUCUCAGCUACUCGUACAAGUGCGUGACCAACCGUCAGCUGCAAACUUCCGGGGGCUUAUUGCCUCCCCGGCCAACUCCAGUCGUCAUCCUGACAGAUGGAUUUGCCAACCGUUUCGAUGGCUCCAGUGACACUUCCUCGGUCACAUCCCGGCCUGCAAAAUGUGCCGCCGUUGGCGAAUAUUGCCUGACCGCAGCCGAUUGCUGUUCCCGGAGUUGCCUGAGCUUUUCGUACAAGUGCGUCCAGAACUACGACCUGGGCACCCAACAGUUGACGUCAUCGGGAAUUCCAGUGCAGCUGCCUGCCGGCGGGUCCUCCAUCAACACCAUCGACACGGCUAAUCGCUUCGGAGGUGGUGGCUCAGAAAGACAAUGUCUCGCUAAUGGACACGCGUGUUUCUACGGCCAGGAGUGCUGCUCGGGGGCCUGCUUCAGAUCGUUCUGCGCCACCCAAAUCCACCUGGGAAUCCCCGAAUCGGCACUGACUCGACCGUCCGCCGUGAAUGGCCCGUUCGUGCAGGUCAACAGCUUGGACGAGUUGAUAACUCGCUUCGGUGGAGGCAGUGAUGCCAACCAUGCCCGGGAUUCCAGCGCCAGUGCUUCGUUGAAGCGGGCCAAUAUCGGGGCGAGGAGCGGCGUUGAGAAGCAGUGUGCCGUCGUUGGCGAAGGGUGCUCCCGACAGGAAGAUUGCUGCUCCAUGAGAUGUCAUUCGUACAGGCGCAAGUGUGUCACGUAGAGAGAGGAGUUCGAACGCACCAACAAGCCUCACACAAUAGAGAGAGAGAGGUGCUCGUGCGGAUGAGGAGCUGAUCAGUGGAUGCUGGGAGCAGAAAAAAAACUCCCACGAAAAGACAUUGUAAUGUUUUAUUUUAUCGAUGGAGGAAUGUGGUAAAAACGGCGGAUUAGACACAGAAGCACCCAAAGAAAAAAGUUAAUGCAGUUCGGCACCCGGGGUGCGUACAAUUGCGUUUAAGGUAAAGGUAGAACGAAGCCAGAAUCCGGACUUUGAAGAGCACAAAUCAAGAGAAUUCUAGAUUAUGGCUUCUUAUCUUCUUCACCUUUAGCGCAAAUUGUAAGUGCCCCGGCCCAAAUCCGAAUUGCAUCCAAAUCUGACAGCCUCCGGUUGGGUGCUCCGGACCGGGAUAUUUUGAGCCAAUCGAUGCAAUCGGCAUCAUUCGGAUUGUUAAUAAUUUUUCAUGGAACAGCCGCCAUCUGCCACCUUCCUUCCUCCAGUUUGCUUUUAUUUUAUAUUUUAUUCCCUUCAAUCAACAUUUUUUAUUAAACAUAUAUUUUGCUGUGAUGAAACACGAUCCUAGAGCAGAAGAGUGGAUGUGUUUGGAGAGUAUGAGUGAGUGAGCAAGAGCGAGCGAGACGGCGAGAAUGUGAUUUAGUGGAAAUAAAUCAUAAAUGAAACAGA